AAGCCAUAUACACUUCCGGUCAAACAUUUCCCGGUUUACGGGGCUGUUUGUAUUUGCAGUUUUUUAAGAGUCCAUGUGUGUAAGUAGGAGGUUAAAGAUUUUGGGGGACUGUCGCAUACUUUCUGAGCAACUUGGAGAUGUUAUUACAUUUAAUAUGUUUAAAUUAACCGACGAUUAGUGGCGCACCCUCCGCGGCCCGUGUGUGCUGUAGUUAAUAAUGCGUUAAGAUGUCCUCGCCGUACUUCAUCGGGAAGAGCAGCGCGAGUGUGCUGAGCCGGAGCGCGCGCAGAGGCGUCCGCACCAGGGCUGUGGGUUCGAAGGGCGCCGAACUCACAAAGCGUGGAGACCUCGAGAAGGAGGCGGAGGAUCAUGCGAAGGGAGCAGUGAAGCAGGAGAGUGAGGAGCGCAGCAUCGCAGAGCCGGAUCGGCGCUUCCAGAGAACGGGUGGAAAACAGCUGUUGCCAGUGUUGGAAGCGACUGGGAGGUCAGGCAGCAGGACGGAGGGGAUGCGAAGCUGCGGGGCCCCCCCCAGGAGAGGUCACGUGAAGGUGCAGUAUGAGGAGAGCGAUCCCAAAAAGGAGCGGCGGGAGCCUCCCGACUGGAGGAGGCAGCUGGACAACAUCCGGGAGAUGAGGAGCCGCAGAGACGCCCCCGUUGACCACAUGGGAGCGGAAAAGUGCUACGACUCCCACGCUUCUCCCGAGGUGGGACGCUAUCAUGUGCUAGUUUCCCUCAUGCUGUCCAGCCAGACCAAGGACCACGUGACGGCAGCGGCCAUGCGGAAGCUCAGGGAACACGGGCUGACGGUGGAGAGCGUGCUGAGGAUGGACGACGACACGCUGGGGAAACUCAUCUACCCAGUGGGCUUUUGGAGGACCAAGGUGAAGUACAUCAAGCAGACCGCGGCCAUCCUGCAAGACGAGUACGGCGGCGACAUUCCAGACAGCUUCGAGGGGCUUGUACGCCUCCCGGGGGUCGGGCCCAAAAUGGCUCACCUGGCCAUGGACAUCGCCUGGAAUCGCGUGUCCGGAAUCGGUGUGGACACACAUGUGCACCGCAUCUCCAAUCGGCUGGGCUGGACGAGGACCCAGACCAAGACCCCUGAAGACACCCGGCGGGAGCUGGAAGACUGGCUGCCCAGGGAGCUCUGGAGUGAGAUCAACUGGCUGCUGGUGGGCUUCGGCCAGCAGGUCUGUCUGCCGCUGAGCCCCCGGUGCUCCGAGUGCCUCAACGAGCACCGCUGCCCGUCAGCCCAUCAUUCCUCCCCGGGCAAAAAGCUCAAGCUGAGCCCUAGCAAGACCCCCAGAGGGAAGACGAGGGUUUGGGUGGACUCUCCUCGGCCUUCGCACGCCAUCAAAGUCGAAAAGGCCCUGCCUGCAGACCCCCCGACUGAAAGACGGAGGACCAGAGCCAGUGCCGCUGUCGCGCCUAGAGAAAGCACCGUGGGGCUCUCCAUUAAGCCAGAUCCUGAUGCUCCUUGACCUGCACCACGUUACUCCCAGCGGUACAGAUCUUUGAUCAUCUCGCACCAGAAAAAUACUAUACUCUAUGACUCAGUUUCCCACCACAUGGUGUGUGGUGAAAGGGCUCUUGGGAUUGGUGAGGGACUGCGUGUGGCUAAGCGCAGACACGCCCACGUCUCCCCGUCCUCCUCGCCCGCUUUGAUUCGGGGCACACCGUGGGCUGCGCCCGCUGAGGGCGCCCUGCCAUCUGUGUCCUGCUUCCGAAUGCAGGCGGGGUGCGGUGGGUUAAUCCGGUGGUGGCAUUCUCGGCAAAGCGCCGGUCAGGACCACUGGAGCGUCGACCGUGGCCGAACGGUCUCUUUGCUCUCAGAGUUCAUCAUUUAAAACUGAUGCUGUUGCCAUACUGUGUCUUCGAGUAUAUGUCCUCCUGCGCUGUUGAACGCUCGGUGAAAUUCACUUUUUACCUAUUAAAAAAAAUACUUUUUUAUAUGCAUUUAUGUUCAGUUUUGCAAUUUUUUUCUAAGAGCAUCUUCGCACAAAAAUUGUCUCCGAUGUUAGAGCAAAGUCAUUUCGCAAGUCGCCGUCCAAAUUACCAUAAUUGUUUAUUGGAAAUGUAAAGAUCGCAGUUAAAAUUGACUAUAUUAAUAGUUUUAAUGUUGUCUCUGUACUACCACAUGGGGGCAACACAAUCAUAAACUGACGGUUGUGAAGAGAAAUAUGGAAUUGUGUUCCCGGCCUUCAUACAAUACACACUGUACAGUGUGUCAUUAUAUAAAUUAUACUACACAUUUUGUUGCAUUUUUAGGAGCAGGCUUUAUGUCUGCAAACUCCCUCGAGCGAUGUGAUAAAGUUAAUCAAUAAUAUAUGCAUAUUUCUGUGAAAUGUACUUCCAGCUCUAGAAUAUUAUAGGCCUAUGCACAUAUGUAUAAGAAAAUGUAUAAAUCAGUGUUCAGGACUAAAUUAUCAACAACAUACUGUGAUAUUUAAAUAUGAAAAUGCCUGAACAAAUUCUGAGAACUUCUGGGGGGGUCAGAUAAAUAAAAAUAACAAAUAAUAAUGCAGUCAUUUGAAUGGUGAUUGGCAAUGUAUAAUAUACAGUUAUUUUAAAACAAUACCUUUUGAAGUACAUGCACAUGAGUGGAGUUUCCCCAUAAUAAAGGAAGGCAUUGCUUCCGCACAGUAAAACCCUCUCGAUAAGUAACAGGGCCGAGUUUGUAUGCUAAAAUUAGCGAUUAUGCAACAUGUGGGUGAGUAGCAUGGGACUGCAUGGUAUGUAUGAAAUAAACAUUAAAUACUGCGUAUUUCACCCAAAUCACGCAAAAAUAUUAAUUGUACAGCUUUAUUUUUUGCAUUGGGCUUUAACAGCUCAACUCAGUCUUCUUGGCCGGUGCUGAAAUAUGAGUGAAAUUAUACAGGGAGAGUUGACAUGCUGUACUGUACCUUUCUUCUCACCAUGGUCCUUGAAACACUUACAUGAUCCAAAUUAUAACUGAUAAUUUAACUGGUGGAAUAUUAUUUCAUUUACUGCAGUAAAAUUGUUCCAUUAAGGGUAAGUGUAUUGAAAGUGUGUUAUUAUGAAAAAUGAUCACAUGGCAGUAUGGGACUAGUAACCAUAUUAAAAUCAUAAUAUUUAAUCAUGUA
This is a messenger RNA of Scleropages formosus (Asian bonytongue), 3104 nucleotides long. It is a transcript of the gene nthl1, whose product is annotated as nth-like DNA glycosylase 1. The record is from RefSeq and is a predicted model, not a curated record. Gene Ontology annotation, biological process: base-excision repair, AP site formation; base-excision repair; nucleotide-excision repair. Gene Ontology annotation, cellular component: nucleus. The coding region runs from base 228 to 1481 and encodes 417 amino acids. NCBI's taxonomy places the organism in Eukaryota, Metazoa, Chordata, Actinopteri, Osteoglossiformes, Osteoglossidae. The transcript is spliced from 6 exons. Gene Ontology annotation, molecular function: DNA-(apurinic or apyrimidinic site) endonuclease activity; DNA binding; oxidized pyrimidine nucleobase lesion DNA N-glycosylase activity.